Molecule: messenger RNA, 621 nt
Organism: Rubroshorea leprosula
Lineage: Eukaryota; Viridiplantae; Streptophyta; Magnoliopsida; Malvales; Dipterocarpaceae
Source: the annotation of a GenBank genome assembly
AACCCAAAAAAGAAGGCAAUCAAAAUUCCUCCAAUCCCAACUCAAAAUGCUUCACAUCCUGUUCCUUUGCGCUCUCCUCUUCACUUCCAUCCAUGCAACUGACUUUUGUGUGGGAGACCUCAAAGGCCCAACAUCUCCGUCUGGCUACCUAUGCAAAAACGUUGCAAAGGUCACUCACUGCCAGACUGUCCGCCGCUCGCCUGGACUUCGCCCCUGGCGGUGUAAUCCCCAUGCACACGCACCCUAGUGCAACUGAGUUUCUGGUUGUGGCUCACGGGCACAUCACUGCAGGGUUCAUUUCUUCUUCUGAUACGUUGAAAUAUGUUUCCCUUAAUGCGGGAAAGAGGCCUUCACUCGCCUUUGUUAGCUUUAACAGCCCUGAUCCUGGUCUUCGAAUCCUCGAUUUCGUGCUUUUCGCCGAUGAUUUGCCUACUGAAUUGGUGGCAACAACUACAUUCCUGGACGACGCUCAAGUGAAGAAACUCAAGCAUAUUCUUGGUGGUAGCAGCUAGGCUAAGCUUAGGCAUUUAUGUCUGUAGAAAAUAUAGUGCCUUUGCUAUCUCAUCUCAUGUUUUUGAAUAAAAUGUAAUGGAGUUCUUUGAUUAAACUUUAGACUUUUCA